Molecule: messenger RNA, 2485 nt
Organism: Fopius arisanus
Lineage: Eukaryota; Metazoa; Arthropoda; Insecta; Hymenoptera; Braconidae
Gene: SamDC
Product: S-adenosylmethionine decarboxylase
Exons: 5
Coding region: 187-1221 (344 amino acids)
Biological process (GO): spermine biosynthetic process; spermidine biosynthetic process
Cellular component (GO): cytosol
Molecular function (GO): adenosylmethionine decarboxylase activity
Source: RefSeq, a predicted model, not a curated record
UUUGCGGCGUGCGCCCGAGAGAGAGACCGAACACUUGUUUCUCAAAUUCUUGUUCAGUUGACUUCGAGAAACAGUCGGCAGUACUUGACAGAUAAAAAAAAAAACAAAACAAAAGUAAUAUUGAGUUACCCAGUGCAUUAAUAAGUCGAGGUAAUAAAUAAAGUGAUAGAAUAUCGAGUCGCGUUAAUGAUGGCGUCGAGUAAGGAUGACAAUUCUGAGAGCGUGCAAUUUUUCGAGGGCGUUGAAAAACUCCUCGAGAUUUGGUUCACCAGCACCGAUGGACAGGACAGGAAGCGAGAUCUCCGUGACAUCCCCAGGCACAAGUGGGAGUCUCUUCUCAAGAUUGUACGCUGUGAGAUUAUCAGCUUCUGCAGAAAUGAUCAGGUCGAUGCCUAUGUUCUGAGUGAGAGCAGUAUGUUCGUGGCAAAACGUCGACUGAUCCUCAAAACAUGUGGCACAACAACACCCCUGCAGUGCCUGGAGACACUUCUGGACCUAGUGGAGGAGUACACAGGCUUCGACGAAGUAGAAGAUCUGUUCUAUUCAAGAAAGAAUUAUAAGAGACCGGAGCUGCAGAAUUCACCGCAUCGGGCCUUCGAGGAUGAGGUCGCACUGCUGGACACAAUUUUUCAGGACGGCGAAGCCUAUUGUCUGGGUGAUGUAGACAAUGACUGCUGGUACCUGUACGUUCUGAAUCGAGAGCACAGUGCAUCAAGCCCCCCAGAGCCAGACCAGACACUGGAAGUGCUGAUGACAAAUCUUGAUCCCUCGAUAAUGUCCAUUUUCACGAGAGACGUGUGCUCCUCAGCAUCAGAGGCCACUAAAAAAUCGGGAAUCGAUAAACUCAUUCCGACAAUGAGAAUCGAUGAUUUUCUGUUCGAGCCAUGUGGCUACUCGAUGAAUGGUGUCUCAAAAUCCGGCAACUACAUGACAAUCCACAUAACCCCAGAGCCAGAAUUCUCGUACGUAUCGUUCGAGUCGAACAUCCCCGAGGCAUCCUACACAGAAGUGAUAAAUCGUGUCCUCAACACUUUUAAGCCAGACAAAUUUGUGGUAACAAUAUUUGCUAAUAAGGAAUCAAUAGCUGCUAACAGCCCACGUGAACUAGAGGAGACAGAUUACUUGAAUGUACAUGGGGAAUGGCUGAGAAAUGAUGUGCAGUACUGCAGGUUCAAGAAUUACGACCUAACAUGCGCAUUUUAUUCAAAAUUCCCAAGCUGAUGGUUCACUGAUGGCCCGUCUGUGCUGAAUGUUAAAACCAGCGCAGAUGGGGCACCCCAAUCCCUUAGUCUAGGAAUCGAUAGCACAGGAAUAACUAAACAAUCAGCAGUUUCUCUACUUAAACAGGGAGCCUUGUUGAAGACUGAGACGAAAAUCAUUGAUGCUAACGAUAAUGAUAGAGAUAAGAGUAGAAUAAGUUCAGUAACAGACAACUGCAAUGUCAGGGCUUUUAAUACUGGAAAUUAUUUGAAUAAUGGAAAUAUUGGGGAUUUGGAGGAGAGGUCCAUGAGGUCUUUGUCAUCGCCUCAGUUAUUUCAGAAGCCAGCAAGAUCCAAAGUAUACAGGAAGGCGUCGUUGAAGAGCUCUGGGGUAUCGGCCAAGGGUGAAUCCAGGAGGAAUUCAAUGGGGAGAAUUUGCUGUGGUAAGGCAAGGAGCACGAGGGAGGAAGAGGCAUCUAGAGUUGAUGGGGUUCACAUAAUUUGCAAUCCUCUGGCUACACAGUAUCCUUACUCAACACCCUUUGGAAAGGGAAAGGACGAGGAGAAAGAGGCCAAGUGCAGUCACAGCAGCUGUGGCGGAUUUCUUCCUAUUUUCUCUCUUAUACCUCAGGGUGUCGUCAGUUUACAGUACUUGAGCCCCAGGAUGAAGUUCUCGUGGUGGAGAAAUAAGAUAUCGUGAAGGCACGCUUAAGGGUAGACACUGGUGCUGGGGCAUGUUGUUAGAGAUUCACAUAGCUUUUAUUUUUAUUUUUUAUUGUAUCUAGAACUUGUUACCUCUCCUGCAUUUUUAAUCCAUCGAUUUAACGUGUUUUAUUGUCUUUAUUAAUGUCAAUUAUCGAGUUAUAGAUGAUUGUAAUCCUGUUAUAUCCAUUUUGUGAUUGUCAUUGUACGUCGUACAAUUUUUGUAGUAAAUUGUAGAUUUUAUCGAGAAAAAUGAUAUUAUCUUUCAGCAUCCGGUAUUUCGAUGUACCUUUCUUGUUCGCUUGAUAUUAUUGUCCUCAAUAAAUGAUAUUGGAUAGUGUCGAUCUUGAGUUGAUGAUCAGGAAUAAUAAGAAAAACUGGAAAAUUGGCACGAGAUAAUUGCGUUGAGCGCAGCGUUACAAAUUGUCAUCUUCAUUUGCGUAAUUUUUGUUAAUAAAUAACUCAGGAUCAUUAAUGAUGUUGAGAAAUAAUUAAGAGCGAAUAAUCUCAGUCGAGGCAGGAAUAACUGCUAUUGAUUAGUCAUUCCUGUUUAAUUAAAGAAAUAAAAAAUACCAAAAAAAAAA